Messenger RNA from Thrips palmi, 2100 nucleotides. RefSeq lists its product as uncharacterized. Bases 172 to 2079 code for a protein of 635 amino acids. The transcript has 2 exons. NCBI's taxonomy places the organism in Eukaryota, Metazoa, Arthropoda, Insecta, Thysanoptera, Thripidae. The record is from RefSeq and is a predicted model, not a curated record.
UCCGCAAAGCAAAAGUGGCAGCUCUGGUGGCCACUCUCGGAACUACGUCGGGGCGAGGGUGAGCGUGGUCUCUCCCCUCCACUUCCACUCGCGGAGCGCGUCGCCCAGCCCAAGCCGAGGCGAGGAGGUUAUGUUUUCUCUCUACAGUGUUUCGAUUGAAACUGUGGAGAGAUGGAGACAGUAUCGGUCAAACGAAACAAAUCGAUGAAAUGGUGUACUGUGAUAGGUUGCACGUCACAUGGAGGAUCUAUGUUUUUAUUUCCUAAAAAUGAGGAACAACAACUUCAAUGGGCGAGAGCCUGCAGGAUUGUGAAAGAUGUGACGAAUUUCAUAUACAUUUGCUCGCGUCAUUUCAAUGAAGAUGAUUUGAUCGCAACAGCCUCGGGUAUGCGCCUGAGAAAGGGUGCCGUUCCAUCAAAACAUUUGCCCAGUGAAGAUAGUGUUAUCGUUAAAAAGCCUGGUACUCGCUCGUGCAUAGUGAAAGGAUGCUCUUAUGGUUUACGCCAGGAUGAUACCAUUCAUAAGUUUCCCCAGUGUAAACUUCGACAAGAGGAAUGGAAAGCCGCUGUACAAGCAGAUUUUGUGAGCGUAAGCACUAGAAUUUGCUCUAGGCACUUUGAGCCCACCGACUUCAAAAUUUUGAGCAAUGGUAAGAAAAUGUUGACUUCGUCUGCCUUCCCUACUCUCCAUCUGCCAGGGGCAGACAAUGACACAGGUUGCCAGGGAGAUGAAUGUUUGUCUUCGAAUGAGUGGAGAGCUAUUUGUAAGAAGUGUCAAGCAGCUGGUGGGGAAGAGACAGGGGACCUUCAAAUCGUAUCAGAUGUUGAAGAUAGUGUUAGUGGUAGUGAUGCUGAGGGUGGGGGGCUUGACCAGGAUCAGGAGGAGCUGCCUAUUUCUGAUGUUAUUGGUGAGAUUCGUGAGUCAGUUUUUUCUGGCCUCACUGGUCCCGAGUCAGCAGAGGUGAACAGUGUAUUGUCACACUUUGCAGACAAUAAGAAUGAAGCAAGCACCUCAGUUCUAGAUUUUGAAUCAAUGCUUAAGGAGCUUAAUUUGUCCGAAAAGGAGACAAGAAUUGGACAAGAAGUAUGCCCUUUGUCACCCUCUGAAUCCCAGGGUGCUCUUGUAGACUGUGGUACGCAGACAGACCUUUCUUUGAUUCACUUUAAUUUACUUGACUUACUUCAAACAGAUGUGCAGUGUAAAUCUUUUUUGGGUGUUGAUUUGAGAAUGUUAAAUUCACUUGCUGGCAUGUGUCAAAGAUUCAAGCCAGUUUCUCAUAACAGUGCUAUGACCAUGAAGGAAAGAGUUGCCAUGGUUUUAUGUAAAUUGUACCUAAACAUAUCUUUUGAAUGUCUCGCAAUCCUGUUUGGAGUCAGCCGCCAGGUUUGUUCCCACACAUUUAGUCCCACAGUGCAAUUGAUGCAUUGUCUCAUGGAUGUCCUAAUAAGGUGGCCAUCCAAGGAGGAAACUUUGAAAAACAUGCCGGCAUGUUUUAAAAAGUUCAAAGAUACUCGAGUAGUUUUGGACUGCACUGAGAUUCCUGUUGACAGCCCCCAGUGCCUGCAGUGUCGCAUUCGUAUGUACUCUCACUACAAAGGUAGAUUAACUAUCAAGUUGCUGCUUGGUGUGUCCCCCUCUGGCCUUAUCAUUUACCGCAGUAAAUGUUAUGGUGGAAAAGCAUCAGACCAAAAAAUUUUUGCUGAAGGUACUUUGAUAACUGAAAAUAUUCUUGAACCGUUUUCUGAUGCUGUAAUGGUUGAUAAAGGGUUCAAAAUUGAUAAGGUAGUUGAGGAGAGAAAUAUAAAAAUGCAUCGUCCCCCCUUUGUAAGAAAGAAAAUGCCUCUUACUGAGCAAGCUGCUAAUUUCAAUGUAGCUGUUGCUGUAGCCAGGGUUCAUGUUGAGAGAGUAAUUCAGAGAAUGAAGUUGUUCCGCAUUCUGAGUGACAAAAUUCCUUGGUAUGUGGUGCCUGAUAUUGAUGCCAUUUUCACCGUUGUUUGUGCACUUGUUAAUGUGAGUUCCCCUGUUCUUGCAAAGGAACGCUUCUUGACUCAGGCUGAUUGUGACCAUAUGAAUAAAUAAACACUAAAUAAGUCAAUAGUU